GAAUGGAGACCCACUGUGAUGCAACACUGGAUGGAGCUCAGUGUUAUGGAGCUCUGGGAGGAACUGUCUCUCUCCAGCUGAUGACCAUUGACAGUAAAGUCCCUGACAUAUUAUUAAAAACCAUCUCCACUGGUGUUACUAAAAUUAUACUCAAAAUUAGAAACAAAACUGAUAAAAAAGUAAAAAUCCACAAAUCCAUUGAAACCAGAGCACACUUCUUUUUCAACAACGGAACAUUUAGGAUAGAUAACACAGAAAGAAGUGAUUCUACUGAAUAUAGACUAGAAACAUUUAAUUCAGAUGGGGAAACAAUAAGGACAAGAAGACUACAACUGUUUAUUGAAGGUAUAGUAAUUAGCUAACCCUUUAAAAAUCUCAUAUUGACAAAUCCUUAUUACUAACCAUAACUUGACUACAGAAGCCUCUGUGGCCUUCUAAUUCUUGAAGAAGUGUUGUUUUCUAAUGUGUUUUUGCGAAUGUCUGCAAAUGUCUACAGAUGUGUAUUCUUCUUCCUCCACAGCCCCAGUGUCCUCUCUUCAGCUGUCCUCUCAGUGUCUCACCCAUGGAGAGAUGAGGGUGACCUGCUCCUCUGAGGGGGAUGGUCCUCAGUACAGCUGGACUCUGGACGGACACACACAGAGAGACACUGAGGCCUCUCCUGGUGACCAGACAAACACCAUGACACUGAAGAGAGGCCUGUCUGGAGAUCUCACCUGCACUGUCAAAAACCACAUCAGCAGUGUUACUGUGAGCAAAAAAAUCUCCCCCUGUGAGGGUAAGCUACUGUUUAAUUACAUUUGUUAAAGAGACAUAUUAUGACAAAUAAUACCAAUGAUUAAUGAUAAUUAUAAUGAUGAUUAUAAUGAUGAUCAAUCUUUAUCAAUGGACAUUGACCUGUUUAGAAAGCACUAUCCAUUUGCCAGUACUACGUUCAGAUACAUAUAAGAUUUCUGUUAAUUUGAUUACCUGCAGGGCUUAUGUAUGUUAACUGCACUUCCAAUGGGACAAAGAUAUCAGAGUGGGUGAUUGCCACUGGUCAUACCCUGUGUAUUGACACUACAGCAGUAGCACACACAACUGUGACAAAGGUCUCCAACAGUAAAACAGAGACAACCAAAGGCAAGGGGUUUGAAACCCUAGUGACCUCCACUCUAAAUCGUCCCACUCUAAAUCUUCGUCAUACUUCUGAUUUAUUAUAAUUCCUUGGAACGCUAUUUUUUGUACUCUGUUUACAGUUUAAGCUAGAAAUGCCAUUUAAACAUUAAGACUUACAGAUCGGUCUGGAAAAGUGUGCUUGUAUUGAACUUUUUUAAAUAUUUCAAACUCUUUGUCCUUCUUUUUUUUACUCCAGCCACUUUAAUGGGAUUUCCUCAACAUUCUAAAGGGCCCGUUGUGACAUCAUGACUUCCAAAAUUCUAUUCUAUUCACUCUAAACAAUGUAACUUUUGACCUAAAUCAGCUACUUUGAACACUUUCCCAACAACUUAGACAAUAGACUUAGAAAGCAUAUGAAAUCUAAGUUUGCUUCUGUGCCUUUCAAAUUUGAAAUCAGAACAGAAUUAUCUUCUGCCGAUCAAAUGAUACAGCUGUUUUGGUAACCACAUCAACUACAUUUCCUUUCAGCUUUUACAAGCAACUUACAUUUUGACCACUUAUCCAUCAAGGUAGAAUAAAAAUCUGAGCAUAUCACAGCUCAGUCUACUUCUCUGCUAUUCAAAUCUGAAAUCAGAACAUAAUGAUCUUCUACCGAUCAAAUGAUACAGCUGUUAUAGUAAUCACAUCAACUACAUUUUCUGUCAACUUUUACAAACGAGAUAUUUUGACCACUUUCCCGACAGGUUAGCCAAAAACUUAGAGGGUAUGACAUCUUGGUCUACUAUGGAAGAGCGGAAUUGCAAUUAUUAAGUGGAAUUAAGAAAUAUUGAAAUAUUAGGAUAAACAUAGGCGGAGUCUGUAUAAAUAUAUAUACACAGAACAAAAAUAUAAAUGCAACAUGUAAAGUGUUGGUCCCAUGCUUCAUGAACUAAAUAAAAAAAUCCUUGUGCUGGGGACAAUAAAAGGCCACGUUAAAAUGUGCAGUUUUGUCACACAACAGAAUGCUACAGAUGUCUCAAUCUUUGAGGGAGCGUGCAAUUGGCAUGCUGACUGCAGGAAUGUGCACCAGGCCUGUUGACAGAGAAUUUAAUGUUAAUUUCUCUACCAUAAGCUGCCUCCAACGUUGUUUGAAAGAAUUUUGCAGUAUGUCCAACCGGCCUCACAACCACAGACCACGUGUAUCCACGCCAGCCUAGGACCUCCACAUCUGACUUCUUCACCUGUGGGAUCAUCUGAGGGUGGGUGGGGUGCUGAGGAAAUUUCUGUCUUUAAUAAAGCUCUUUUGUGGGGAAAAACUCAUUCUGACCGGCUGGGCCUGGCUCCCCAGUGGGUGCACCCCUUGUAAUGUGAAAUAAAUAGAUUAUGGCCUAAUUAAUUUAUUUAAAUUGUAUAUACACACUACUGGUCAAAAGUUUUAGAACACCUACUCAUUCAAGGGUUUUUCUUAAUUUUUGCUAUUUUCUACAUUGUAGAAUAAUAGUGAAGACAUCAAAACUAUGAAAUAACAAAUAUGGAAUCAUGUAGUAACUAAAAAAGUGUUAUACAAAUCAAAAUAUAUUUUAGGUUUGAGAUUCUUCAAAUAUCACCCUUUGCCAUUAUGACAGCUUUGCACAGUCUUGGCAUUCUCUCAACCAGCUUCACCUGGAAUGUUUUUCCAACAGUCUUGAAGGAGUUCCCACAUAUGCUGAGCACUUGUUGGCUGCUUUUCCUUCACUCUGCGGUCUGACUCAUCCCAAACCAUCUCAAUUGGGUUGAGGUCGGGGGCUUGUGGAGGCCAGGUCAUCUGAUGCAACACUCCAUCACUCUCUUUCUUGGUAAAAUAGCCCUUACACAGCCUGAAGGUGUGUUGGGUCAUUGUCCUGUUGAAAAACAAAUGAUAGUCCCACUAAGCCCAAACCAGAUGGGAUGGCGUAUCACUGCAGAAUGCUGUGGUAGCCAUGCUGGUUAAGUUUGCCUUCAUUUCUAAAUAAAUCACAGACAGUGUCACCAGCAAACACCCCCACACCAUAACACCUCCUCCUCAAUGCAUUACAGUGGGAAAUACACAUGCGGAGAUCAUCAGUUUAACCACACUGCAUCUCACAAAGCCACGGUGGUUGGAAUCAAAAAUCUCAAAUUUGGACUCCAGUUCAAAGGACACAUUUCCCCCGGUCAUUUUGUUAAGUUACAGCCUUAUUCUAAAAUGUAUUAAAUAGUUGUUUCCCUCUCAUCAAUAUACACACACAAUACUCCAUAAUGGCAAAGCAAAAACAUGUUUUUAGAUAUUUUUGCAAAUGUAUAUUUUAAAAAAGAGCAACAUUUUGCAAAUUUAUAAAAAACGGAAAUAUCACAUUUACAUAAAUAUUCAGACCCUUUACUCCGUACUUUGUUGAAGCACCUUUGGCAGUGAUUACAGCCUUGAGUCUUCUUGGGUAUGACGCUACAAGCUUGGCACACCUGAAUUUGGGGAGUUUCGUUCUUCUCUGCAGAUCCUCUCAAGCUCAGUCAGGUCGGAUAGGGAGCGUUACUACACAGCUAUUUUCAGGUCUCUCCAGAGAUUGUCGAUAGGGUUCAUGUCCUGGCUCUGGCUGGACCAAUCAAGGACAUUCAGAGACUUUUCCCGAAACCACUCCAACAUUGACUUGGCUGUGUGCUUAAGGUCGUUGUACUGUUGGAAGGUGAACCACCGCCCCAGUCUGAGGUUCUGAGCGCUCUGGAACAGGUUUUCAUCAAGGAUCUCGCUGUACUUUGCUCCGUUCAUCUUUCCAUUAAUCAUGACGAUCUCCCAGUCCCUUCUGCUGAAAAACAUCAACACAGCAUGCUGCUGCCACCACCUUGCUUCACCGUAGGGAUGGUGCCAGGUUUCCUCCAGACUUAACGUUUGGCAUUCAGGCCAAAGAGUUCAAUCUUGUUUCUCAUGGUCUGAGAGUCCUUUAGGUGAAUUUUGGCAAACUCGAAGCGGGCUGUCAUGUGCCAUUUACUGAGGACUGGCUUCUGUCUGGCCACUCUACCAUAAAGGCCUGAUUGGUUGAGUGCUGCAGAGAUGGUUUUCCUUCUGGAAGGUUCUCCCAUCUCCACAGAGGAACUCUGGAGCUCUGUCAGAGUGACCAUCGAGCUCUUGGUCACCUCCCUGACCAAGGCCCUUCUUCCCCGAUUGUUCAGUUUGGCCGGGCGGCCAGCUCUAGGAAGAGUCUUGGUGGUUCCAAACUUCUUCCAUUAAAGAAUGAUGGAGGCCACUGUGUUUUGGGGGACCUUCAAAGCUGCUGAAAUGUUUUUGUAUCCUUCCCCAGAUCUGUGGCGCGAUAUAAUCCUGUCUCAGAACUCUACGGCCAAUUCCAUCGACCUCAUGGCUUGGUGUUUGCUCUGACAUGCACUGUCAACUGUGGGCCCUUAUAUAGACAGGUGUGUGCCGUUCCAAAUCAUGUCCAAUCAAUUGAAUUUACCACAGGUGGACUCCAAUCACGUUGUAGAAACAUCUCAAGGAUGAUCAUUGGAAAUAGGAUGCAUCUGAGCUCAAUUUCUAGUCUCAUAGCAUAGUGUCUGAAUGCUUAUGUAAAUAAGGUAUUUCUGUCUUUCAUUUUUUAUACAUUUGCAAAAAAAUUCUAAAAACCUGUUUUUGGUUUGCCAUGAUGGGGUAUUUUGUAUCGAUAUGUCAUAUUUUUUAGAAUAAGGCUGUAACGUCACAAAAUAUGGAAAAAUUGAAGGCGUCUGAAUACUUUCUUAAUGCACUGUAAGUGAAUUUGUCCAAAUACUUUUGGUUCCCUAAAAUGGAGGGACUAUGUACAAAAAGUGCUGUAAUUUCUAAAUUAUUCACCCGAUAUGGACGUAAAUACCCUCACAUUAAAGCUGUCAGUCUGCACUUUAACCUCAUAGUCAUUGUAUCAUUUCAAAUCCUAAGUGCUGUCCAAAUACCUUUUGACCUCACUGUAUGUCAACUGCACCUUAUCCAACGAGAUAAAUAUAUCAGUAGGUAAAUGCAGCUGACAAUACACUGUGUGUUGAGGCUGGAACAGCCAGUAGGCCCACGUUGAAAAAUGACAUCAACAAUCAAACCAUCAACCAGGAAAUCACCUCAUGUGCAUGUAUGUUUAAUGCUGUCAUUUUCACAGAUUUUAUUAAUUUGCUGUUCAUUGGUCUCUCUUGUUUUCCACAGGGCCAGGGGUAAAUGUGUUUGUUUAUUUCCAACUUCUUCAAGUCUUCAUUCUGCUGACAGUCUGUCUGGGAUCAUACUGGUUUUACAAGAAGAAAACCAGUUCUCAAGCACAAGAUCAGUAACCGUGCAUUGUACCUUUUUAAUUAAGGUCUAUCUUUGUUUGAUACGUUUCUCAUUUUAUUCUGUUUAAUGCUCUCUCGCUCGCUCUCGCUCUCUCUCUCCAUAUGAUGGUCAUUAGUGUAUGAAGUUGAUCACAGUGGGAUUACCUUAUGACAUAACUGCUAAUGAUGAUGUAAUACUGCUUACAUUUGAAAUGUUUGAUAUCGUUAUUUUAACCUUUAAAUAAGCUUUAAUUAUCAUUUAGAAUGGUAAAUGAGUGUAUAUUGCAUUGCAGCGUUUUGUUUUAUGUCGCUUGUGAUAUAGUGCAGUCACAGAAAUGCAUGAGAUUGGGAAGGCUUUUUACAUGAGGACCUGUAACAUAAAGACACUUUCCUUCUUCUUGUCACUGUUGUAUCUUUAGAAAUGUUCUUAAAUAAUCAUUACUGACACUGUGAAAUGAAAGUGAAUUUGUUUAAACACUUCCUUUCCUGUAGAACAUAGCUACCUACAAACACCAUACAUAGCUGGAGUGUUCAAGCAGCUUUAGUGACCAUUUGAAUAAGAUUGUUUUGUUGUUGUUGUAAUACACAGUGGAGACCCACAUUGUGAGUCAAUGGUUGAAGGCUUUAAUUAAUACAGAUCUUAAUAUUAAUAAGGGUUUUGUUGUGUAAGUCUAGUUUCAGUUCUUGAUAAGGCAUGCCAGCUGCGGAACUAGGGAGGAGUGAGGAAUUAGGCUCGAGGUCAAGUCAAAAGAUGAAGUGAGAAGACACCUCUGGGAGGGGGGCCAGAGGGGCCCAACACAAUGACUCUCCUACUACAGUCCUAUCUCACACACAUACAUUUCCACACCCACAAAGGUUCUAGCACCAGGCAGGGCCAUGACUACACCAGUGAGAGGAUCAAUUAAGUUCCUGCCUAGCAACAGAGAUGUAUUGGCUGUCUAGUAGGAAGUUAUAAAUAUAUGUGCUUGUCCAAUCAUGCUUGGUCUUUGCAACUGUAUGACCCACUGGGUGAAUAAACUUGGUUUUAGCUAUUCCUAGUUGUCCGUUUCAAUUUUUACUCUGUUUGUUCAGAACCUAACAAUACACAUAUUUAGCAGAUGUUAUUGCGGGUGUAGCAAAAUGCUUGUGUUCCUAACUCCAACAGUGCAGUAAUAUCUAACAAUACAAAACAAUACACACAAAUCUAAAAAGUAAAAAAAUGGAAUUAAGAAAUAUUGAAAUAUUAGGAUGAACAUUGGCUUAGUCCGGAGUAUAAAUAUAUAUACACUGAAUAAAAAUAUAAACGCAACAUGUAAAGUGUUGGUCCCAUGCUUCAUGAGCGAAAAAACAAAAAAUCCCAGGCAUUUUACAUACGCCAAAAAUAUUAUUUUUCUCAAAUGUUGUGCAUAAAUUUGUUUACAUCGCUGUUAGUGAGCAUUUCUCCUUUGCCAAGAUAAGCCACCUGAAAGGUGUGGCAUAUCAAGAAGCUGAUUAAAGAGCAUGAUCAUUACACAGGUUCACCUUGUGCUGGGGACAAUAAAAGCCCACGUUAAAAUGUGCAGUUUUGUCACACAACAGAAUGCUACAGAUGUCUCAAGCUUUGAGGGAGCAUGCAAUUGGAAUGCUGACUGCAGGAAUGUCCACCAGGCCUGUUGAUAGAGAAUUUAAUGUUAAUUUCACUACCAUAAGCUGCCUCCAACGUUGUUUGAAAGAAUUUUGCAGUAUGUCCAACCGGCCUCACAACCACAGACCACGUGUAACCACACCAGCCUAGGACCUCCACAUCUAACUUCUUCACCUGUGGGAUCAUCUGAGGAUGGGUGGGUGGGGUGCUGAAGAUAAUUUCUGUCUGUAAUAAAGCUCUUUUGUGGGAAAAGUAACCAAAACAGUAUUAAACAAAUCAAAAUAUAUUUUAUGUUUGAGAUUCUUCAAAUAGCCACCCUUUGCCUUGAUGACAGCUUUGCACACUCUUGGCAUUCUCUCAACCAGCUUCACCUGGAAUGUUUUUCCAACAGUCUUGAAGGAGUUCCCACAUAUGCUGUGCACUUGUUGGCUGCUUUUCCUUCACUCUGCGGUCCGACUCAUCCCAAACCAUCUCAAUUGGCUUGAGGUCGGGGGAUUGUGGAUGCCAGGUCAUCUGAUACAGCACUCCCUCACUCUCUUUCUUUGUAAAAUGCCCUUACACAGCCUGAAGGUGUGUUGGGUCAUUGUCCUGUUGAAAAACAAAUGAUGGUCCAACUAAUCCCAAACCAGAUGGGAUGGCGUAUCACUGCAGAAUGCUGUGGUAGCCAUGCUGGUUAAGUGUGCCUUGCAUUCUAAAUAAAUCACAGACAGUGUCACCAACAAAGCACCCCCACACAUUAACACCUCCUCCUCCAUGCUUUACAGUGGGAAAUACACAUGCGGAGAUCAUCAGUUCAACCACACCGCAUCUCACAAAGCCACGGUGGUUGGAAUAAAAAAUCUCCAAUUUGGACUCCAGUCCAAAGGACACAUUUCCACCAGUCAUUUUGUUAAGUUACAGCCUUAUUCUAAAAUGUAUUAAUUAAUUUUUUUCCCUCAUCAAUAUAAACACAAUACUCCAUAAUGGCAAAGCAAAAACAUGUUUUUAGAUAUUUUUUCAAAUGUAUAUAUUAAUAUUUCUAGAAAACAGAAAUAUCACAUUUACAUAAGUAUUCAGACCCUUUACUCUGUACUUUGUUGAAGCACCUUUGACAGUGAUUACAUCCUCGAGUCUUAUUGGGUAUGACACUACAAGCUUGGCACACCUGUAUUUGGGGAGUUUCGCUCAUUCUUCUCUGCAGAUCCUCUCAAGCUCUGUCAGGUCGGAUGGUUGCUGCACAGCUAUUUUCAGGUCUCUCCAGAGAUAUUCGAUAGGGUUCAAGUCCGGGCUCUGGCUGGGCCAAUCAAGGACAUUCAGAGACUUUUCCCGAAACCACUCCAACAUUGUCUUGGCUGUGUGGUUAAGGUCGUUGUACUGUUGGAAGGUGAACCAUCGCCCCAGUCUGAGGUCCUGAGCGCUCCGGAGGAGGUUUUCAUCAAGGAUCACUCUGUACUUUGCUCCGUUCAUCUUUCCAUCAAUCAUGACGAGUCUCCCAGUCCCUGCUGCUGAAAAACAUAAACAAAGCAUGCUGCUGCCACCACCUUGCUUCACCGUAGGGAUGGUGCCAGGUUUCCUCCAGACUUAACGCUUGGCAUUCAGGCCAAAGAGUUCAAUCUUGGUUUCAUCAGACCAGAGAAUCUUGUUUCUCAUGGUCUGAGAGUCCUUUAGGUGCCUUUUAGCAAACUCGAAGCGGGCUGUCAUGUGCCUUUUACUGAGGACUGGCUUCUGUCUGGCCACUCUACAAUGAAGGCCUGAUUGGUGGAGUGCUGCGGAGAUGGUUGUUCACAGAGGAACUCAGAGGAACUCUGGAUCUCUGUCAGAGUGACCAUCAGGUUCUUGUUCACCUCCCUGACCAAGGCCCUUCUCCCCCGAUUGUUCAGUUUGGCCGGCGGCCAGCUCUUGGAAGACUCUUGGCGGUUCCAAACUUCUUCCAUUUAAGAAUGAUAGAUGCCAUUGUGUUCUUGGUGACCUUCAAUGCUGCUGAAAUGUUUUUGUACCCUUCCCCAGAUCUGUGCCGCUACACAAUCCUGUCUCAGAGCUCUACGGCCAAUUCCAUCGACCUCAUGGCUUGGUGUUUGCUCUGACAUGCACUGUCAACUGUGGGCCCUUAUAUAGACAGGUGUGUGUCGUUCCAAAUCAUGUCCAAUCAAUUGAAUAUACCACAGGUAGACUCCAAUCACGUUGUAGAAACAUCUCAAGGAUGAUCAAUGGAAACAGGAUGCACCUGAGCUCAAUUACUAAUCUCAUAGCAAAGUGUCUGAAUUUCUGUCUUUUAUUUUUUAUACAUUUGCCAAAAAAAUCUAAAAACCUGUUUUUGCUUUGCCAUGAUGGGGUAUUUUGUAUCGAUAUGUAAUCUUUUUUAGAAUAAGGCUGUAACGUAACAAAAUAUGGAAAAAUUGAAGGCGUCUGAAUACUUUCUUAAUGCACUGUAAGUGAAUUUGUCCAAAUACUUUUGGUUCCCUAAAAUGGAGGGACUAUGUACAAAAAGUGCUGUAAUUUCUAAAUGAUUCACCCGAUAUGGACGUAAAUACCCUCACAUUAAAGCUGUCUGUCUACACUUUAACCUCAUAGUCAUUGUAUCUUUUCAAAUCCUAAGCGCUGUCCAAAUACUUUUUGACCUCACUGUAUGUCAACUGCACCUUAUCCAACGAGAUAAAUAUAUCAGUAGGUAAAUGCAGCUGACAAUACACUGUGUGUUGAGGCAAGAACAGCCAGUAGGCCCACGUUGACAAAUGACAUCAACAAUCAAACCGUCAACCAGGAAAUCACCUCAGAUUUUAUUAAUUUGCUCUUCAUUCGUCUCCCCUAUUUUUUAAACAGAGCCAGGGGUAAAUGUGUUUGUUCAUUUCCAACUUCUUGAAAGCUUCAUUCUGCUGACAGUCUGUCUGGGAUUAUACUAGUUUUACAAGAAGAAAACCUGCCCUCAAGCACAAGAUCAGUAACCGUGGUUGAAAAACUAGUUUUAAUGACUCAAACCUAAGUGUAUGUAAACUUCCGACUUCAACUUUAUGUAGUAUCAGAAAGAUACAGUUGAAGUCGGAAGUUUACAUACACUUAGGUUGGAGUCAUUAAAACUCGUUUUAUAACCACUCCAUAAAUUUCUUGUUAACAAACCAUAGUUUUGGCAAGUCGGUUAGGACAUCUACUUUGUGCAUGACACAAGUAAUUUUUCCAACAAUUGUUUACAGACAGAUUAUUUCACUUAUAAUUCACUGUAUCACAAUUCCAGUUGACUGUGCCUUUAAACAGCUAGGAAAAUUCCAGAAAAUGAUAUCAUGGCUUUAGAAGCUUCUGAUAGGCUAAUUGACAUCAUUUGAGUCAAUUGGAGGUGUACCUGUGGAUGUAUUUCAAGGCCUACCUUCAAACUCAGUGCCUCUUUGCUUGACAUCAUGGGAAAAUCAAAAUAAAUCAGCCAAGACCUCUGAAAAACAAUUAUAGACCUCCACAAGUCUGGUUCAUCCUUGGGAGCAAUUUCCAAAUGCCUGAAGGUACCACGUUCAUCUGUACAAACAAUAGUAUGAAAGUAUAAACACCAUGGGACCACACAGCCGUCAUACCGCUCAGGAAGGAGACGCUUUCUGUCUCCUAGAGAUGAACGUACUUUGGUGCGAAAAGUGCAAAUCAAUCCCAGAACAACAGCAAAGGACCUUGUGAAGAUGCUGGAGGAAACAGGUACAAAUUUAUCUAUAUCCACAGUAAAUGAGUCCUAUAUCGACAUAACCUGAAAGGCCGCUCAGCAAGGAAGAAGCCACUGCUCCAAAACCGCCAUAAAAAAGACAGACUACGGUUUACAACUGCACAUGGGGACAAAGAUUGUACUUUUUGGAGAAAUGUCCUCUGGUCUGAUGAAACAAAAAUAGAACUGUUUGGCCAUAAUGACCAUCGUUACGUUUGGAGGAAAAAGGGGGGAUCUGCAAGCCGAAGAACACCAUCCCAACCGUGAAGCACGGGGUGGCAGCAUCAUGCUGUGGGGGUGCUUUGCUGCAGGAGGGACUGGUGCACUUCACAAAAUCGAUGGCAUCAUUAGGAAGGGAAAUUAUGUGGAUAUAUUGAAGCAACAUCUCAAGACAUCAGUCAGGAAGUUAAAGCUUGGUCGCAAAUGGGUCUUCCAAAUGGACAAUGACCCCAAGCAUACUUGUGGCAAAAUGGCUUAAGGACAACAAAGUCAAGGUAUUGGAGUGGCCAUCCCAAAGCCCUGACCUCAAGCCUAUAGAACAUUUGUGGGCAGAGCUGAAAAGCAUGUGCGAGCAAGAAGGCCUACAAACCUGACUCAGUUACACCAGAUCUGUCAGGAGGAAUGGGCCAAAAUUUUCCCAACGUAUUGUGGGAAGCUUGUGGAAGGCUACCCAAAACAUUUGACCCAAGAUUUUUUCAAACCCACAACCCUGGCGUUGCAAACACCAUGCUCUAUCAACUCAGCUACAUCCCUGCCAGCUAUUCCCUCCCCUACCCUGGACCAAUUGUGCACCGCCCAUGAGUCUCCCGGUCGCGGCCAGCUGCAACAGAGCCUGGAUUCGAACCAGGAUCUCUAGUGGCACAGCUAGCACUGUGAUGCAGUGCCUUAGACCACUGCGCCACUCAGGAGAGUUAAUUGUAUGUAAACUUCUGACCCAAUGGGAAUGUGAUGAAAGAAAUAAAAUCUGAAAUAAAUCAUUCUCUCUACUGUUUCUCUGACAUUUCACAUUAUUAAAAUAAAGUGGUGAUCCUAACUGACCUAAGACAGGGCAUUUUUACUAGGAUUAAAUGUCAGGAAUGUGAAAAACUUAGUUAAAAUAUAUUUGGCUAAGGUGUAUGAAAACUUCUGACUUCAACUGUGCAUUUGGAUUGCACCUCCAUCUUAUCACUAAAAUCAGUAGUAAACAAUCUUUCUUUUCAAAGUAAGUUUGUUCAAUGUUUGCUUGUAAAAUGAUCAGUUUGGUCACAAAGUGAAUAAGUGAAAUUAUGAAAGAGGUUCAGUUGAGAAAGUUGUCAUUUUCUUAAAAACUGCCCUUUUUCUAUCUUUGCAGGAUUGGAGACCUCCUGUGAUGCUAGAAAGGAUGGAACUAAGUGUUAUGGAGCUCUGGGAGGAACUGUCUAUCUCCAGUUGAUCAUCAACGCCAGUGGACAUGAGCUUGAAUUCAAGAACAACAUCACAGGGACAAACGUUUUCAAAUUAGAAAACGGCAAAGUCAAAACAAACCCUCCUUUAAAACACAGAGCAGUGUUCUAUGUGGAAGAUGGGAUGUUGAUGCUCAGUAACACAGAGAAGGCUGAUUAUGGGAAAUAUGACUUAAACAUUUACAACUCAGAGGGGAUGCUUCUGAACACAAGACAAUUAGACCUACUCCUGGUUACUGAAGGUAUAGAACUUUGAAACACUUUAUUUGGAUUGUCGCCAAUAUAUGGUUUAUAGAUGUUCAACUAACUGUCAACAAACUAUUUAACUAACUAACUAUCCACUAACUCUAACUAACCCUAGCCCCAACCUAAACCAUUACUUAACCUUCAUGACUGUUUUAGAGAGUGAAAUAAUAGCUGUCUUUACUCAUUCCUCGACAGCCCCAGUGUCCCCUCCUCAGCUGUCCUCUGAGUGUCUGUCCCAAGAAGAGAUGAGGGUGACCUGCUCCUUUGAGGGGACAGUCCCCAGUACAGCUGGACUCUGGACGGACAGACAC
This is a messenger RNA of Coregonus sp. 'balchen', 12564 nucleotides long. Lineage: Eukaryota; Metazoa; Chordata; Actinopteri; Salmoniformes; Salmonidae. The record is from the annotation of a GenBank genome assembly.